This is a messenger RNA of Lucilia cuprina (Australian sheep blowfly), 558 nucleotides long. Its product is annotated as putative nuclease HARBI1. The transcript is spliced from 4 exons. The annotation marks the transcript as partial. The record is from RefSeq and is a predicted model, not a curated record. NCBI's taxonomy places the organism in Eukaryota, Metazoa, Arthropoda, Insecta, Diptera, Calliphoridae.
AUGGAACGUUCCACAAUAGUUUGCGCUAUAAAUCUAAUUAAAGAAGUGCUGGAAUCAUCUUCGUCAUUGGAUGAUGAAGAGGAUGAAAUUUAUGCUUUAUUGGGGCAACGAAAUUAUAUACCGCGUGUUAAAUGCUUUGUGGAUAAUGUUAUAAAUUUAUACUCAGAGAGCGAUUUUAAAAAAAACCUUCGUAUUAGCCGUGGAAGUUCCAUGUAUUUUAUUGAGAGAUACUCCUCAUUUUUUUCUAAAAGAUCGUACCAAGGCGGAAGGUGCCAGUUACCUAUUGAGACACAGAUUCUGUCAUUUUUGUGGUUUUGUGGUAACAAAUCUACCUUUCGAGAAGUGGGCAAUCUCUUUGGCAUGUUACUAUCAACUAUCCACAAUUCAUUUAACAAUGUAUUGGAUUUUAUCAUAACAGAUUUAGCACCCGCAGUUAUAAAAUUUCCCCAAACAAUAGAAGAAAAGGAAAUUAUGUCGAAAGAAUUCGAAAAGAUUGCAGGUUUUCCAAAUAUAUUGGGGUGUAUAGACGGAAGUUAUAUUUCUAUUAGAACUCCUAAA